This is a messenger RNA of Mya arenaria, 2037 nucleotides long. RefSeq lists its product as uncharacterized. NCBI's taxonomy places the organism in Eukaryota, Metazoa, Mollusca, Bivalvia, Myida, Myidae. Gene Ontology annotation, cellular component: membrane. Bases 1 to 1965 code for a protein of 654 amino acids. The transcript has a single exon. Gene Ontology annotation, molecular function: G protein-coupled receptor activity. The record is from RefSeq and is a predicted model, not a curated record. Gene Ontology annotation, biological process: G protein-coupled receptor signaling pathway.
AUGCGUGGAAACGAAAGCGCAGAGGAACUUGACGAUAUUCUUCAAACACUGAACGAUGAAAAAGCUAUUGUUCUCAUACCUGCUAUGGUGUAUUGCGGAUUUCUCAUGAUUCUUGGAACUACAGGAAAUCUUAUGGUAGUGUAUUUUUACGGGUUCCAUUCCAAAACCACUUCAGCGACGUGUUUCAUCCUAGCUCUGGCAAUAUUCGACCUUAUAGCCUGCCUGUUCGGGGUUCCUAUAGAAAUCUCGGAUCUACGAUUGUUUUAUUUGUUUAAAAGCGUUCCAGCAUGUAGGUUACUCGUGUUUGUAAACCAUUUCGCAGUGAUUGCUUCAGCGUUCACGUUAUGUUUUAUAGCGAUAGACAGAUACAAGCGGAUUUGCAAACCGUUUGAACGUCAGAUGACUGUCAGAACGGCGCGUACAAUCAUAGGCAUCAGCGCCAUGUUUGGCGUCAUUCUUGGCUGGCCGUCGAUCGCGCUUUACACGGUUGAAAUUGUGAAUAUCAAUACAACAUACAAAGGAGAACCUAUAACAAUUGCUGGAUAUGAUUGUACGUCAGUGAAAGACGAAGCGUACGGACCGUACAAUAUGACGUUUAGUGCUAUACAGUUUCUUGGAUUUUUCGGUAUAACCACUGCUUUGAUAGUGUGCUACUUUCUCGUUGGACGUCAGUUGUAUAAGCAUAAGAAAUUUAGAUUUUACGUUGCACAGAAAGGAUUACGCCGGACGGCAAGUGGAAACGUCACAACGAUGACAACGUCAAAUACGGAGUAUGAGUCAUCGGACCCCGCAGCGACGUCAAUACCGAUUGCGUCCAUACCGGAAGAGGACGAGGAGGAGGAAUUAGAGGAAGUUGAAUACGAUGGACCAGACGACGACCCGCCACCGAUGCAAGAAUCUAUUCCGGACCUACGCGAACUUCUUGAGCUUGACGCCAAUGGUCUGCCAACCGUCGAUAACGACCGACCGCCGUCAGCGUGGCAUGAUAUAUUAGGACCUGGACGUCCUCUGUCGAACUGCAGUCGUCCGAACUCCAUCCUUACCGAUCUCAGUGGACGAUCGAGGGGAGGGAGCAUUAUGACAGUGAAGAGCGUUGUCAUUUGUGACGCCAGCGAGAACGAAGUGUUCAGCAUAGAACCACGUGACAAAUCUCAGAUGCCAGUGUGGCGUCCACGUAGCGCCAUGAGCGAUUCCACAUGGUCCAACAGUAUCACGCGGCCGGGGAGCGCGAGCAGCAUAAACGAGUUUUUACGACCGUCAAGCGUUUCGUCGAUUCGAAGCAUUCCGGACGAGAGUGAUCAUAAGAAACGUGAAAAUGAGAAUAAUCAAGUGAAUAACGUGAUACCAAUACCUAACGUAACGUCAAAACUAAAGCGUACACGAAGUGACGGUGUGGUAGACAGCAAGCGUUUACGUCGAAAUAACAGUAGUAAAAGCAUCACGGGGAGCAAGAUAACGUCUGGCUUACGUAGAACGGCGAGCGAAGGCAACGCGACAGUUAAACGCACUAGCUCAACCGGAAGUUUAUCACCACGCAAGGGUCUGCGCAGAACCGGAAGUACCGAAAGCAACAAGUUAAACACUGAUACGGAUAAUCUAAAGGAUAUGAGAAUGAAGUUGUUGGACAUAAACACGAUCAAGUAUACCAUAAUCAUGAUUAUCAUCGCCUCUGUGUUCAUACUGAGUUGCGUCCCUUAUUUAAUCCUCGCCGUUUGGCGCGUUUAUUCUCAUGAAAAUUUGGUAUACGAGUUUUCUAACACUCACUUAGUAUUGUUCCAGAUAGGAAUAAGAUCGUAUUUUCUAAACUGUGCUAUUAAUCCAUUUAUCUACGGGUUUUUCAAUUCUCAAUUUAGGGCUCAUUUUUAUAAAGCGUGGUGUUGGUGCUGUGAGUCAAAGACAACCGAGGACAAUGAUGAAAAUGACACUCACAGACAUAAAAGUCCUCGCAGAAAUAACUAUACAUAGUUCUGCGAUGUACAAGUGAACAACAAAUCGUUAACAAUCGUGCUAACAAUACAUCUAAUGCAUUUGGGUGAG